Molecule: messenger RNA, 2775 nt
Organism: Batrachochytrium dendrobatidis JAM81
Lineage: Eukaryota; Fungi; Chytridiomycota; Chytridiomycetes; Rhizophydiales
Exons: 11
Coding region: 113-2695 (860 amino acids)
Biological process (GO): protein phosphorylation
Cellular component (GO): cytoplasm; nucleus
Molecular function (GO): ATP binding; diacylglycerol-dependent serine/threonine kinase activity
Source: RefSeq, a predicted model, not a curated record
AGGUUAUUUACGAACAAAUUCAACUAUUACGUCGGACAAGGUUAAAUUCAAGCUGGAUUAUGUUCAGCACAGGCUUGAUGUCGAGCAUAAUAUUCGCCAGGCUACUGGGAAAAUGAUACAAAGCCAUGCUCAUGAUUUAAACGGUGUGGAUUCUGAUCAUCCUACAUAUACUGAAAGUGUUUCUUCCAUGAACUCCAAGGCUCGUUCGGAACUGGAAGACACCUUUCAGGCCGCCAACGCUAGAAUCGCUAUUUUUAACAAGGCUAUAUUGCGUUAUCAAGGUUUAAAUGUAGACGGUGAUAAUAUAGGUACGAAUACUGCUGACAAAAAUUCCACGGGUGCACUCAAAACAUCCAACCCUGAUUUGUCUCUGCCAAAAGUAAACAGAAAAAUUCUACCUGGAAAAAUCACAAUUAUUCCUAUUGAAACAUCUGGUCUUCCAGGAAAAAAGGCUUUCAACACUGAUAUUUAUCUAGAGGUUCGUGUGGAUGGUUUACAGAAAGCCAAAACUAAAACUACUCGCGGCAAAUGGACAGAUGAAUUGCGCGUUUCGUUUGACAAAGAUGCCUAUAUUGAGUUGGCAGUCUGUGAAAAAAAUGAUACUUUGCUUACUGUUCUUGGGUUCAUGGUUUCUGAUUUUCUUGACGAGCUUUCUAGCCAAGAAGAGACAGUGAUAUCUUCACCCAAGUCGGAUGGGUAUUUGAAUUUAAAUGCUCCAGUCCCGGUAAACCAUAAAAUGACCGAAGGUAUUGAAGAGCUUCUUGACAUGGAGCCCAUGGGUCAGAUUUGGGUCAAGCUCAAGUAUGGGUUACCUGAUAUUUCAAAGAAACGAUCCAUUACUGGAAUCCAACGUCGCGGAAAUGUGAAAAAGGUUGUUCAUAAACAAGGACACAAGUUUGCUCUAGUGCGAGUAUAUCAAGUUUUAAAAUGUGCAAGCUGUGGAGAUUUUCUCAUGAGUGGACGAGGAUAUCAAUGCCAAACUUGUAAUUUUACAUGCCACAAGAAAUGCCAUGAAAAUGUAGUGAUUGAUUGUAUAUCACAGGCAUCGGACGAGAAAAAGAAUGACAUGGAUAGUGGCAUUUCUCAUUUGGUAAAACAUCGCAUUCCUCAUAGGUUUGAACCAACAAGCAGUAUAUCUGUCAACUGGUGCUGCCAUUGUGGACUUAUGCUUCCAAUUGGGAAAAAGCAGUUUUUGAAAUGUUCCGAAUGUUCAAGUGCUUGCCACAAGGAAUGCAUGGCUCUUGUACCAAGUCACUGUGGUCUCCCCCUACAAAUGAUGAAUCAGUUGCGCAGUAUUGAAAACAUAGAGCGAACCAAGAGAUCGACCCUGAAGCAGGCACCUCCAAAGCAGCUUAUUCAGUCUAAAUCUGAAAACGAUGAAGUGGUGUUGCCACCUGCAAUAUCUACACCACCUAGCACAUCAGCAUUCAUUGCUGCACAGCCAUUGAAUGACCAAGUUUCUACAGUUGCUGCGCCAAGUCCUGCUGUUUUACAACAAGAGAGAAACAGUAUAAUUCCUGACGUGGUUCCAUCAAUGAAAAAGAUGCUUCCUAAAGAUCUGGUUAUUCCUCCCCACCACAAACAGGCUGUUGAUUCUAAUGUAGCAAAGCCUCGUAUGGAUAGUGUGAUGCCUUUCCGCAACGGACUGCGUGGGGUCGGAUUGGAUGAUUUUAAUUUUUUAGCUGUUCUUGGAAAGGGCAAUUUUGGAAAAGUUAUGCUGGCCGAGGAAAAGUUUACAAAAAAGCAUUAUGCCAUCAAGGUGCUCAAAAAGGAAUUUAUUAUUGAAAAUGACGAGGUUGAAAGCACAAAGUCGGAGAAGCGUGUAUUUUUGACUGCCAAUAGAGAACGGCACCCCUUUCUCGUAAACUUGCACUCGUCCUUUCAGACCGAGUCUCGUGUUUACUUUGUGAUGGAAUUUGUUUCUGGAGGUGAUCUAAUGUGGCAUAUUCAACAGCAACAUUUUUCAGAAAAGCGUGCUCGGUUUUAUGCAUGCGAGGUUUUAAUGGCAUUGGAGUAUUUGCAUCAAAACAACAUUGUGUAUCGGGAUUUAAAAUUAGACAAUAUCCUUUUGACUCCAGCCGGGCAUAUCAAAAUUGCAGAUUACGGUUUGUGUAAAGAAAAUAUGCCGCAGGGUGUAACUACUGGCACAUUUUGCGGCACUCCCGAGUUUAUGGCUCCCGAAAUUCUUUCCGAAAAACCAUACACUCGUGCAGUAGAUUGGUGGGCAUUUGGUGUACUGAUUUAUGAAAUGAUGCUUGGCCAGUCUCCAUUCAAGGGUGAGGACGAGGAAGAGAUUUUUGAAGCCAUUAUGCACUCUGAGAUCAACUACCCUUCACAUCUUGCACGAGAUGCAGUGAGCCUUUUACAAAAGUUACUUACCAAGGACCCUUCAAAGAGACUUGGAUCUGGUAAAAACGAUGCAUUAGAUAUCAAACAGCACUCCUUUUUUGCAGGUGUUGAUUGGGAGUCUUUGAAGCACCUAGAGAUCCCACCGCCAUUUAUUCCUACCGUGAAAUCUUCGACUGAUGUAUCCAAUUUUGACGAAGAGUUUACUCGAGAAAUGCCCAUUCUCACACCAUGUACAUCGAUCCUUUCUAUUUCAAAUCAGGAAGAGUUUCGUGGAUUUACUCAUAUAUCUGAUUGGGCCCAGGAAAUUCGCCGAAAAUAUGUCGAAAACUUGACUGGACAGCAGUAAUAGGGUGUAUUUGAGGUGGUUUCACCCAAUAUGAUUUUCUCUUUUUAUCUACAUUUGAAAUAGAUUGAUGGUAAAACUUU